Molecule: messenger RNA, 1090 nt
Organism: Durio zibethinus
Lineage: Eukaryota; Viridiplantae; Streptophyta; Magnoliopsida; Malvales; Malvaceae
Gene: DHAR3
Product: dehydroascorbate reductase 1
Biological process (GO): ascorbate glutathione cycle; cellular oxidant detoxification; protein glutathionylation
Molecular function (GO): glutathione dehydrogenase (ascorbate) activity
Source: RefSeq, a predicted model, not a curated record
UGGGUACCUUUACACUUGUCACGUAUACAAGCGCUUAGAACCUCCUCAUCUAUAGCAACAUUCUCAAUUUUAUUUUACUCAACGGAAACCCAUUUCCCAGCAGAAGGCAGAAAACAAAUAAAAAAAAAAUGGCGACAGCCACAGCUCUGUCUUCCUCAUUCAAGCACCACUUAGCCUUGGGCCUUCGAUUCCCUCAAAGCUGCCGUAAUGGAGCCAGAAUAUCAAGUUUUAGAAGCUUCACAGUUACAAUGGCGGCCAUGUCCACAACUCCUCUUGAAGUCUGCGUCAAAGCUUCUGUUACCACUCCCAACAAAGUCGGAGACUGUCCCUUUUGCCAAAGGGUAUUGCUAACUAUGGAAGAAAAGCAUCUUUCUUAUGACAUGAAGUUGGUAGAUUUGGCAAACAAGCCAGAAUGGUUCUUACAAAUCAGUCCAGAAGGGAAGGUUCCGGUUGCAAAACUUGAUGAGAAGUGGGUUCCUGACUCUGAUGUCAUCACGCAGUCACUGGAAGAAAAGUACCCUGAUCCACCAUUGGUAACCCCUCCGGAGAAAGCAUCAGUUGGUUCAAAGAUCUUCUCUACAUUUAUCGGUUUUCUUAAAAGCAAAGAUCCCAGUGAUGGAACAGAUCAGGCAUUGCUCAAUGAGUUAAGCUUAUUCAAUGAUUAUAUCAAAGAAAAUGGCCCUUUUAUCAAUGGGGAGAAGAUUUCUGCAGCAGACUUGUCUCUGGGACCAAAGCUAUACCAUCUUGAGAUUGCUUUGGGGCAUUAUAAGAAAUGGUCUGUUCCAGCUUCACUUCCCUAUGCGAAAUCUUACAUGAAGACAAUUUUCUCAAUGGAGUCAUUUGUUAACACACGUGCAAGUCCUGAUGAUGUAGUUGCUGGUUGGCGUCCAAAAGGCAUCAUGAAUUUGGCAAACUCUACAUCUUUCUGAAAUCUCACCUUUCAUACCUGCUAAGACCUGUCAACCCUGGGCUCGAGGCUAAUGGCGAGGAGACUUGCUUUUGCAAAAUUGAUUGAAAAGAGCUAGGGUGUGCAAUUGUUGGUGGUUGGAGUGACAACUUGAGUGAGAGUUAAUUGUGCCAUGCAUGUUUU